This is a messenger RNA of Notodromas monacha, 825 nucleotides long. The record is from the annotation of a GenBank genome assembly. NCBI's taxonomy places the organism in Eukaryota, Metazoa, Arthropoda, Ostracoda, Podocopida, Cyprididae.
AUGGCUACGCCAGUGAUGGAGAAAACGGAAAUGGUUUUCAUAGACAAGGCCUUCGUACUCGAAAACCUGCCUUGGGAUCCUUUGAUCCUCGCCUUGGAAAAUGCUUUGCGCAUAUUCUCCGACACGAAGAGCAACACUGAUACUGAAGAGCAAGUUUUGCAGCCCAGCAUUUUCUGUUCCAGAUGGCUCGGCGUCAUGCCAGCUGCGAUAACAACUCCAGACAAGGACAUCCUGGCUACGAAGCUGGUGACAGUGUAUCCAGAAAAUGGUGCAAAAUCCUUGCCAAGCCAUCAUGCCAUCAUUGUCCUUUUCGACUGCACUUCGGGCUCCAUCAAGGCGGUAUUGGACGGGGAAGUCAUCACUGAAAAGAGAACUGCAGCAGUUUCCGCAAUGGCUGCCAAGUACCUGGCGAGUACCAGCAGAACAGUUCUCGCCGUUCUUGGAUCCGGCGUUCAGGGAAAGGCACACAUUGAAGCAUUUUUGCAUCUUUUCAAGGACAUCAAGCAGGUGAGGAUUUGGAAUCACAGGGCAGAAGGAGCCGAGAACCUGGCAGGAAAAAUGCGAGUGUUGUAUCCAGACGUGGAAAUUGUUGCGUGCGAAUCCGUCGAAUUGGCAGUGUCAUCGGCGAACAUGAUUGUCACUGCAACCUCGUCCAAGACCCCGAUUUUGCACCACAGCCACGUUCAACCAGGCACUUUCAUCGCAGCCGUCGGGGCUCCGAGGAAAGAUUGGCGGGAAAUGAGCCCGGAACUGGUGGCCAAGAGUGUGCUGAUUGUGGACAGCGUCGACGCAGCGACUGUCGAGGCCGGGGACAUCGUGUGCACC